Molecule: messenger RNA, 10995 nt
Organism: Amoebophrya sp. A120
Lineage: Eukaryota; Dinophyceae; Syndiniales; Amoebophryaceae
Source: the annotation of a GenBank genome assembly
ACCGCCUGCGACUGCGUCAGGGCCUGGGCACGACCAAACGAAAAAAUCUUCCGCGGGCACAAUAGUCGCACCGCCGGUAGCGCCGCAAGUGCAACCCGCACGGCAACCGACCAAGGAGGUGCAGUUUUCGAAUCUGCCGGCGAUCCUGUCCGAGGAAGACGAGGGGCCGGAAGAUAUCCUGAGCAAAAACGCCCCCACCCCAUGGUCAAAUUGGGAAUCUAGCAACACAAAUCUCCAAGUUUUGGGAGCUGUGCAUGACAAGUCUCGCUCUGCAGUGUAUUGCUAGUUGGCAAGGGAAGCCGCAUGAGAAAGCCACUUUCUCAUCCUGUUUACACCAUUACAAAUACCAAAACACGAUUGGAAAUGCCUCUCAAGGAUCCGCGCAUUACAAAUGUUCCUGCCAUUGCGCAUUUGCAUGACAACUCUGGGGUGGGGACGUUUUCACUCAGGAGAGAAGAUGACUUGCUGUUUCUGCCCGUCAAAUCCGCGUCGCUGCCGCCGGGAGGCAUGAACUUCGCUUCCCACCACGACGACGAGGAGCUCCUGCUCUCCCGGUCCGAGAGCCGGGAACUAGGUGAAGACGAGAUCAUGCUGGGAAGUGGUGGACCCCUCCUCCAAGCACGACCGGGGGAGGACGAUCCAUUUUAUUUAACAAGGUUUCUGGAGGACGAUGGGGUCCAGGAUCUGCCUGGUCGUAGUCGCGGAGAUUUCAACAUCUCACGAGAUGAGCAUACGCCUGCUAGCACAAGAACUUCACAACACCAAUUCAUGCCCCGGGGGUCGACGUCUGGGCGACAUCUCAACCAAGGCAGCCGCAUCGUAAAGUCCCGGUCUUUGUCCAUAAUAGAUCUGCCGUCGAGCACCACGUCCUCGCGGGGUUACAACAACAAGUCCUCCUCCUCGCCCAUAUCCGAUGUAAAAACGUCCCCAUACCAUAGUCAAGAUGGGAAGUCUGCAACACAAAUCCCCAAGUUUUGGGAGUUCUGCAUGACAAGUUUCCAUGUGCAGUGUAGUGCUGCCUAGCAAGGAAAGCCGCACGAGUAGGGCACUUUCUCAUCCUGUUUACAGCAUUACAAAUGCCACAAUACGACUGGAAAUGCCUCUCAUGGAGAUGCGCAUUACAAAUGUUCCUGUCAUUGCGCAUUUGCAUGACAGCCCUGGGGCGGGCACGUUUUUACACAGGAUAGCCCAAGAGCGGCCGCUAUGUGUCCUACCAGGAAGGGGCGAGUCUGAAGCGGAAGUUGCUUGGGGAUCCGCUCUAUGUGUUGCAAAUAUCGAUCUGGGUCUGGGAGGUUGCAACUUGUGCUGCUGCAUUUGGUUCCCAAAAAAAUUUGGAUUGCAUGAGCAGCACCAUCACCAAAGGGAAUGCGAUUUUUUCUACGCGGAGGUAGUAGGAGUAUUUGUCAUGCGGAAUCGGCACCAGCAAGAACCCCUCAAAAAAUAUGUGAUGCUACGGCAUGCAUCACAGAUCGAUUAGGGCUCAUGCAAAACGUGCAGGACAAGUCUCAGAAUCUACUUCCGACCCAGACCACAUAUUUGCAAUUGAUCCGCUCGCCGCGGCGGAAGAUGACUGGGAGAAUUUUAUCGUAUUUGAAAACGUCCCCACCCCAUAGCUGUAAUGCAAAUCUGCAUGCUGAAAAUGCUUCUCAUGCGGAGCCCCAUGAGAAGCAUUUAUAUUUAGUCGCGUUCUGAAAUUUCAAUUUGUCAUGCUCCAAUCAACAUGAUAUGCUAGACCUGUGAUGCUGCUGAACUACGUCAAAAAGUACUACACUACGAGUUAAAAUUUGUCAUGCAAAACAGCCAAAGCUUGUGGAUUUGGCUAGCCGAUUCCCCGUCUUGACUCUGGGGUGUGGGCCCCGUUUGUACAUAGGAUAAAUUUCGCGACCGCCGGCCCGAACGACGACCCUUCUUUUCUGGUUUACGGAGAUACUAGGAGUUCGUUGCAAAGGGAUAGGGAAGAUGACUACAAUUUGGUUCCUGCGGACCACGAUAGUGUAGUGGAGGAGGAACAAGGGCAAUAUGAGGGUGAAGUGAUGGUGCUGGACGAUAAUUUACGGUACCAGAGAAGGACAUCAUCGGCACCAAGCACAAGUACUAUCGCCAGCACGCGCGGGGGACGUGGAGUAGAGCCACAGCAGCUACAAGCCGCCGGUCCAAACCAGCUCCAGGGCAGGCCUGGGCGCGGAACUCCGCAUCCAAACAGGCACAACUUCCCCCACCCCUCGUCCGAUCGCAGGCCCAAUUUCAGCACGCCCGCCAACCACCGGCCCACCAACGCGCAGCAGCUGGCGCGGCGGAAAACCGCGGCGCAGGACUUUGAAUUCCAGGAUGAGUUGGCCAGCCGACGGGCGGUGACCACGCACUGGCGCACCCGACAGCGGAUAUCAAAAGGAAAAAUCCUCCCACCCCAUACUCACUGGAAAUAUCUGAUGCUGAUUUGUGACCGCAAAUCAUGCUGUCAUGCUAGAAGGCAAAAGAUGCGGACUGUCGUGCUGGCUGGCGUGGGCAAGCCUUGGAUCUUCAGCUUGACAGGAGGCAAGUGGAAGUGGAAAACAGCAUAGCAAGUGGCCUGCAAUUAAGGCCGCGACUGCGGCUCUUGCCAUUCUUGCAAUACAAACUGAUUUGUGUACGCAAAUCCAGCAUCACAAACUUCCUGUCCGAUAUGGGGAGGGAGGAUCUUUCCUGUUGAUAGCGGAACAAGCCGUUGCCGAAUUUGCUCACCCGCACCGUGUAUCAACUGCAAAUAUGUCUGGGUCUGGAAGAAUGCAGAUGUUUGUCAUGCUGCUUUUGCUUGAUACAGAAGGUCCGUCAUGGAAGACCUAGCAUCACAGACUUCGAGAAGGUUCCGCAAUGCCUAAUCCACAUGACAAAUCCCCCACUUUGGUGGCAGGAAAUGGGCAUCUUUUGCUGCUUAUACAUGAGAGAUUUGUUUGUGCUGUCAAAUGCGCAUCACAAGUUCGCACUCUUCCAGACCCAGACAUAUUUGCAUUUGAUACCGUGGGGUCUUCCGUGUCCACGCUAGCCUCGCCGCUGUUCACCAAUAGGUCCGUGGAGUCACUGUUUUUUUCCGCGAAAUAUCACACAGAAAAAAGCCGGCAGGUCACAUUUGUAAUGCAAAAAUAAAUACACAAGAAAAUCUGUAUUGCGUUAUAUCCUGAACAGCAUGCUAUGGGUCCGCCCAUGACACAUUUUUCUGUGUAUUUAUUUUUGCAUUAGAAAUCUGCCCUGCCUGUUUUUUUCUCUGGGAUACGAAGUCGAUCCAGACGCGGAGGCGGACGAGUUUGAACCCAACCGAGGUGGAGCAGUUGCUGCGCCAAAGGGGCCGGUUUGUCGUGCACCCUACGAACAAGUUCAACCAGCUGAUCAACCUGCUGACCCGAAUCGCGAUGCUCUACGUCACGUUUGUGACGCCGUUCGAGGUGGUGUUUUUGAACCAGCCGUCCUCCAUAUUGCAGGUAGAAAUCCUCCCUCGCCAUAUUGAAAACGUACCCGCUGAAAAUUUGCGAUGCAGAUUGGUGACCACAAAUCCUGUCUGUCUUGCUAGAAAGCAAAUCCGGGCUCUCUGCCUCACUGUGUAGGCGAUUUGUAGUGCUGUAAGGACUACAGAGCAGCCGUCUACGUUGCUAGGCGCCUACACCAAAAGGCCCCUAUCUAGGCUUGCGAUUCGCGUGCAGUCCUGCUCUACUGCAAGACAAAUCUGAUUCGUGUACGCGGCUCCCGCAUCACAGAUUUCCUUUUCGAUAGGGGGAGGGGGGAUUUUUCCUGUUGAUACUCCAUCCUCUUUAUCUGCGACCGGGUGGUGGACGGGUGUUUUAUCACGCACAUGUUCCUGCAGUUUUUCGUCAUGUACAAGAUCCCCGCGACCAUGCACGGUGGUGACAUUUGGGUCACCUCGCACAAGUCCAUCGUCACCAACUACCUGUCCACCUGGUUUCUGAUCGACUUUCUCGCCGUGUUCCCGUGGUGGGCGCUGGCUGGGGCGGAUUACGGGUCCAGCGAAAACGUGUGUUACAUGACACUGGGGGCGGAAGACAGCUGGAGCGGCGGCAGCAACAGUGGUACCACUUCUACUCACAUCCAUGGGCAGCAACAAUUGCACGACCCCUCCUCGUCGCCGGGCAAUGUGGAGGUGUGCAAGGACACGCAGGGCAGUGAAACGGUGUUUCUGCGGAACAUCCGGCUGCUGCGCUUGUUCGAGCUGUUGCGGCUGGCGCGGGCGGUAUGGAUGUGUCAGAAUCGAAAUCGUCAAAGUUGAAAAAGUUUGUCAUGCAUAAAAUGCAACACACAAAAUGCCUGUCUUGCAGAGUAGGCAAGACAGGCAGACUGUGAGCCUGUUGCGGGGUAGGAAUAGAGCUGCUAAAGUAGCAUGACAAAAGGCGUCCUCCUUACCCAAACAGCAUUACAGACUGGAUUCCGGCUCUACCCAAAUUUGUCAUGCGCCGCUUAGAAAUUGGGCUUCCAACGGGUAUCGAUUUUAUGCAUUACAAAUUAUUUCAACUGUGUCGAUUUCAAUCCUGACACUCCCAUAGGCGGGGGACAUCGUGCAGGAAUUCUCCUCCGCGUUGCCUUACCCCCAAGCUAUCGAAAGGAAAAAUCCCCCCUCCCCAUAUCGAAAACGAAAUUUGUGACGCUGUAUUUGAGCUCACAAAUCGACCUGUCAUGCUAGAAGGCCAACAAGAGCCGCAGUCGUGGCCUCGUUUGCAGGCAAUUUGUCAUGCUGUUUCCCACUUUUAGUGGUUUUCUGUUAAGUUGAAGACGCAAAGGUUUAUAAUUCCCACGCCACCCAGCACUACAGUGUCUACAUCUUUUCCCGUGUAGCAUGACAAAGCUGAUUAGUGACAACAAAUCUGCACCACAGAUUUCCGUUUUGAUAUGGGGGAUUUUUCCUUUUGAUACAAGCGGCGCAGUCGCUCAUCAAGUUCAUCGGCGUGUUGCUGGUAUCCAGCCACUGGCUGGCCUGCAUCUGGGCCUACCUGGGGCUGAGCUACGUGCAGUUCGUGGGGAUCGACCAAUUGUUUUACCAGAACAAAAAUUUUCUGAAUAUCCUGUGUAAAAACGUCCGCACCCCAUAGUUGUCAUGCAAAGCUGCAUGCCAAGAAAGUUUCUCAUGCGGAGCCCCAUGAGAAGCAUUUUCUAGUCGUGUUUUGAAGUCUGUGAUGCCAGAAGGAGAACGAUAUGCUAGAUCUGUGAUGCUGCUGAGCUAGCUAAUCAGGAUUACACUACAAGGAUCGAAACUUGUCAUGCGAACCAACCAUAGCUGGCUGAUUUGUCUAGCAGAUUUCCCGACUUGACUCUGGUGUGGGGACGUUUUUUCAUAGGAUACUGAAGGAGCCCAUGAGCUGGCGGAUCGCCGGGUUUGACAUUCCGGAGGUGCUGCCGGCCGGAACGACGGGCGGGGGAACAAGCGGUAGUAGUUCUUCCUUGUACGUAGCGCACGUGGGCGGGCACUCGGACAGUGGCCGACUCUUGUUGACAACAUCGCCACGUCGAACAACAUCAUCGGGGGGCGAUGUUCUUCAGGCAGAGGAGAAUCAUCUUCAUUCAUCGGGUGUAGUUCAUCUCGGGCGGAACAACCAUGAUCAUCUUCACGACUUGUCCUCUGCUGCUGCCGCUGCUCCUACUAGAAGUAGAAGUACUGCGGCGAGUUAUUUCGAGAACGGUACCAGUAAAAGACCAACGUUCUUCCCCCACCUCCAGUACGAUAGGACCAGGGGUACUAUAAGGAGCGAAGAUAUGAUUAGUACCAGGGCGGGGACUUCUAUAAGGAAAACGAAAAGUGCCACGACGUCUUUUAGUGGACGAGGGGAAAAGAACAUCAACUUCUCCUCUAGCGAAGAUUUUUACAGAACCGCAGUUCGGAGGAGGAAUGGAAGUAGUGGUUCACCAGAUAAAGGACAUCGCAACUACCGGAAGAAUUACCCAAGCCAGUGGGACCACGGGUAUAAAGAUCAUGGGCAAGACAAAGACUUGAAUUAUUUCGACGCUGAUUUAAAAAUACAAGAAGUACCUCCAGAUCAAGCUGCUCCUGCAGGAGAGAGGGCGCAAAAGUUUUUCGGGAAGAGCAACUCUAAGGUUUGGACGUCACCUAUGGAAGCGUCAGGUUUGAAAUCGUCAAAGUUGAAAUAAUCUGUAAUGCAUAAAAUGCAUGACCCGAGGCACGUGUGUUGCAGAGCAGGCAAGUGAGGCCGAUUGUAAGCCUGUUUGGGGUUACAGCUCGAGCUGCUAAAGUAGCAUGGGAAAAUCGCUCUUCUUUGCCUAAACAGCAUGACAAACUGGAUUUAGGGACCACCGAAAUUUGCCAUGCGCCACUUGGAAACUGGGUUCCAACUGGCAUCCAUUUUAUGCAUGACAAAUGACUUCAACUUUGUCGAUUUCAAACCUGACGCUUCCAUAUCACCUCCUGGCGACGUCGACACCAACCUUGCCAGCAUGGCGUACCCGUUGGAAUUACUACACAAGAACUACGCGGCCCGUACUAGCCAUAGUACUACCCACGACGCCGACCUAAGUACAACUAGAGCUGCACAACUCGGCAGUGUUGGUAUCGACCGCGGAGGCGAUGGUCCUCUUGCUGGUACAACUGAAAGUACUAUAACAACUUCCACUCCUAGCACGAAUCCCUCUCCUCACCCGCGACCGUCACGCCGUCGCACGGCUGGACAAGAGGGCGAAGGGAAUGAAAUUAUAGGGCGAGGAGAUGAACUUGAACUUGAUGAACCAGGAUCAUCAUCAUCAUCAUCGCAACCUCGUCCAUCAUCUGAGGACGUGGACGAGCAGCAGUUUUAUCUGGAGAUGAAUAAGCCAAGUGCACCAGCCGCGGGUCCUCCGGGUGCCCACCGCCGGCACCUGGGUUUGCAGCUGCAGGAGGAGAACCUGGACUUCGGUAGCAUUCCGGAAAGCAUCUACACCAAGAAACUCUCCUGGAUCGAGGCCUUUUGCAACUGCCCGACGGCGUUGACCCUGUACGAGGUGCAGCUCUGUUUGAAGUGCCGGCACGACCCCGAGCAAUUAUACGCGGUCUCCCUGUACUACGCGCUCAUGACGCUCACCUCCAUCGGGUACGGGGACACCGGCACCGCCAUAUGGAUUGCAAAAGUAUCGUAGUCGUAUACAUGCAUUACAAAUUUCCUCAGCAUGAGAAAUGAAAUUUGUAAUGCUGGUUUACCUUAAGAAAAAGAUUUGUAAUGCAAGACGUGCAUUUAUACGAGUACGAUACUUUUGCACAGGAUACGCCAAGACCCCCGACGAAAGGUUUUUCGGCUGCGUCAUGAUGUUUCUCGCCGGCAUGCUCUGGACCGCGGUGAUCGGCGUAUCAACUGUAAAAGUGUCUGGGUCUGGAAGAUUCUGACACUUGUCAUGCACGUUUUGCAUGAGCCGUGAUGUCUGUGAUGCAUACCCUAGCAAUACAGAUUUUUGGAAGGCUUCUUGAUGCGUAUUCCGCAUGACAAAUGCCUUCUCAGCGUAGCAAAAAUUGCAUUUCCUUUGGUGCUCAUGCAAUACAGAUUUUUUUGGAAUCCAAAUGCAGCAUCACAAGUUGCUUUCUUCCAGACCCAGACACUUUUACACUUGAUACGGCGCGGCCUGUGGCGUUUUGGCGAACAUGGACCCGAGUCAGCGGGACUUCUUUCAAUCCAUCGACGAGUUGAACAAGCUGAUCAACUUAUCCUGAGUAAAAACGUCCCCACGACCCCAGAGUUGUGAUGCAAAUGCGCGAUGUCAGGAACAUUUCUAAUGCGCAGCUCCACGAGAGGCAUUUCCAAUCGUGUUUUGGAAUUUGUAAUGCGGUAAACAGGAUGAGAAAAUCGCUUUCUCAUGCGGCUUGCCUUGCCAACCAGCACUACACUGCAGAGGGAAACUUGUCAUGCACAGCCCGCAAAACUCGGAGAUUUGUGUUGCUAGAUUCCUAAGAACUUGACAAUGGGGCGGGGACGUUUUCGCUUAGGAUACAACUCCCUGGGGUUGAGCAACCGGCUGGGGAAGAAGCUCCGCGUGUUUCUGUACAAAACGAUAUGAGAGUUGUGCACAACUCCCCCUCGCCCUCACUUAUUGUGCUAUUGCAUGAUGAACAGCUGCUGCUGCAAUACAAAUACCAGCCUACGUGCAGCCUGUGCAUGACAAAUUCAUGCACUUCUAGUCGUGUAGCACUGUCUGGGCUCCUUCCGGAAUCUGUCAUGCAUAACAGUGACGCCAGGGAGCAAUUGGAGUUGAGAUUUUGCAUGAGAAAUGAGAACGAGGGGGAGCUAUGUGCACUCUCAUAAACGAGGGACUUGUCCCGCCACGAGAAUUACAAGAACCUGAUGCAGAAGAUCUCCCCCAACCUAUCAAAAUGAAAAAUCCCCCCACGACACUAUACUCAAACGGGAAAUUUGUGAUGCUGAUUUGUGACCACAAAUCAUGUUCUUGUCAUGCUAGAAGAGGAAAAGAAAGAUGCGGACUGCAGUGCUGGCUGGCGUGGGCGGAAGGCCUUGCAUCUUCAGCAUGACAGGCGGUAACUGGAAGUGGGGAACAGCAUAACAAAUGGCCUGCAAUUAUGGCCGCGACUGCGUCUCUUGCUCUUCUAGCAAUACAAAUCGAUUUGUCUACGCACAUCCAGCAUCACAAAUUUCCUGUCCGAUAUGGGGAGAGGGGAUUUUUCCUCGCAAUACAACCUGCAAGCGGAGCUGUUCUUCAAGCUGAACUCGUUUUUCCUCCUCCAAGUCCCCUGCUUCACGGCCUUCGAGCAGAAGUUACUGGCCUCGGUGUGCAAGAAGCUGAAAGACCGCGUGCUCGCGCAGGGGGAGGUUUUCGUGGACAUUCAGUGCCUGUGGAUUCUGAAGCGCGGCCUGGUGUUGAUGGACGGAAAAAUCUUCUUCACCGGGCGGUAUUGGGGCGACGACGUAAUCCUAGACGACCCGGACUUGCUACGGUUCUACCGCGGGGCCUAUCAAAAGGAAAAAUCCCCCCUCCCCAUAUCAAAACGAAGUUUCUGAUGCUGGAUUUCCGUACACAAAUCAGAGCUGUCGUGCAGUAGAGGAGUGCAGGCAUAUGUUGCCGUGCCUGAGUACAGAGCUUCUGACGUGGACGCUUCGUGUCACAAAUGUCUAUGCUGUAGCCCGAGCAGCAUCACAAACCGUCUGCCUAGUGUGGCGGAGACUGUAGAGUGGCCUUCUUGCAAGACAAAAAGAUUUGUGGCCACAAAUCAGCAUUGCAAAUUUUCUGCGAAGUUGCACCUCUUUGAUAUGGGGAGGGGGGAUUUUUCCUUACGAUAAAGCCGCGCUCACGUACUGCGAGUGCACGCAGUUGUCCAAGCAGGAUUUGACGGAAUGUUUGCUUCGCUUAUGCACUGCAAAUAUGUCUGGAUGUCUGGAAAGCUGCAGCUUGUCAUGCUAAAUCUGGAUCAUGCAAAAAUUUGUGUUGCAUGAUCAUUGCCAAAAGCUGUCCACUCUUGACCAAGUUGGGAGUAAGUUUCUCAUGCAGGAUAGGCAUGAUGCAGAUCUACUUACAGAAUCUGUCAUGCUAGAUCCUGCCUUCCAGACCUCAUGCAUCAUGUUGAACCUGCAUGAGAAGUCUUGCACUCUUCCAUGUACCCAGACAUAUUUGCAGUGGAUAUCGCUACCCGAUGAACGAAGUCGAGGCGAAAAAGUUAUCCCGUGCAAAAGUAUCGUAUUCGUAUGAAUGCAAGUCUUGCAUUACAAAUCUUUUUCUCAAGGCAGAUCCGCAUGACAAAUUUUAUUUCUGAUGCUGAGGAAAUUUGUAAUGCAUUUAUACGAGUGCGAUGCUUUUGCAGUUCAUAAAAGUUUCGCGCGUACAAGGUGAAGCUGGCGGCCAUGCGGGGGGUGAUCAAUGCGGCGAGGCUAUCGCAAGGAAAAAUCCUCCCUCCCCAUAUUGACGCGGGAGGUUUUCGAAAAUUUGUGUUGCUGAUUUGUGACCACAAAUCGCGUCUGUCUUGCAAGACGGCAACUCCACCGGCUCCUCCGCCGCAUUAUGCGGGUGUUUUGUCAUGCUGCUGGUCCUACAGCACGGACGUUUUUCAUGCUAAGGAGCGCCGAGGCGAAAGCCUCUGCGCUCAGGCUUGAUCAUAUGGGUCUGCGGUCCUCUCCAGCAAGACAGAUCUGAUCUGUGUACUCAAAUCCAGCAUCAGAAACUUCGUUUUGAUCAUAUGGGGAGAGGGAGUUUUCCUUUUGAUAGAGGCGGAAGGAAUUCGAGAUGCUACGGAUGAAACGGUUUGCGUCGCGGUCCAACUCCUCUCUUACGGGAACUACGUUAUCGAAUGCAAAUAUGUCCGGGUCUGGAAACUUGUGAAGCAAGGAAGGGAAGAGUGAGCACUCUGUAAUGCGCUGCCUAGCAUGACAAGUUUUUCGUUUUCCGUGGGUCUGAGUUGCGUACUCCGCAUGAGAAACUGCAUUUUUGCAUGACGGGCAGGAGGCGCUCUUCGCGGCCACGCAAUACAGAUUUCAGAAUCAUACCAGACUAGCAUGGCAAAUAUCGCAAUCUCCCAGGCCCAAACAUAUUUGCAAUUUCAUAUACGUCGGGUGCUUACAACGGUUUCCCCCUCAAACGCAGAAACUCGUUCAGCAGCUUCAGCAAUCCGGUCCUGUUCCAGGAGGGCAGCCACUACUUGCCGGUUCUGAAGCGGUCCGUCACCAUCGAUAGUUACAACAGUGAGCAAGACCGGGAGUUGCAACAGAUGCCGUCGCCGCGCAGUUAUGCAUUGCAAAAGUACCAUCGUACUAGUAUAAAUCGCACGACAAAUUUCCUGAGCAUGGGAAAUGGACUUUGUAAUGCGGAUUUGAGUUGAAAAAAAAAAUGUCAUGCAUGAUAGCGAUUCAUUACUACGAGUACGGUACUUUUACGAAGCAUAGCAGUCCGUCGAUGGACUUGCCCACGGACCCCCGGGUAGCAGUGCAGCUCCGGGGGCGGGGCGGUAGCGCGGCCGGCGCGCGGGGGUUUCUGGACCACGACGAGCCCUCCGGUGUCGAAAUGAACACGCCCACGAGCGGGUCCGGGGGAUUGGGG